Molecule: messenger RNA, 3201 nt
Organism: Thalassophryne amazonica
Lineage: Eukaryota; Metazoa; Chordata; Actinopteri; Batrachoidiformes; Batrachoididae
Gene: chad
Product: chondroadherin
Exons: 4
Coding region: 1229-2599 (456 amino acids)
Cellular component (GO): extracellular matrix
Molecular function (GO): protein binding
Source: RefSeq, a predicted model, not a curated record
AGUCCAGCAAAUUUCAGUCUGUGUAUGAUCAUUCCCCAAAGUUUCAGUUAUCUUGGUUGCUUUGCAUAAAAGUCAUGUUCUUUCAUAGUUAUGCUCCAAGACAUGUUCCAAUCAUUUUCCCCAACAUGUCUUGGUCAAUCCAGGAAAAGAUAUUUUGCCUGGAGGACUAUUUUGCCAACAAAUCAUACCAUUUGGAACAUAAUUAUGAAAGAACAUGGUUUUGUAGGAACAUCCUUUGUAGGAUUUAUUACAAUUUUAUGGGUUCUAUUUUUUGGGUCACUCUGUAUCAUGAAGGUCAUGGAUUAAAUUCACAAAUUCUGCCAGGGACUGACUGAAAAAUAACUCUAUAAACACCUAACCCAGUCACGUUAACUUACAGGUUUGAAUGUAGAAGUUGAUUACACAACACUGCUCCAUUUCAAAAGAAUGAAAAGUAGCAUCUCAGAUGGUCAUUCCUUGAAUGAUGGAAGUAUCAUUUGCAAGUGUUUUGACUUCAAACAGCAUCGCUGCUCUUCCCGUCCAUCUGGAGACUAUUAGAGGUUAUAAACCAGCUGCUCUGAGUUGGCUCCUUUUCUUCCCGCCGCAGACUGAAGUAAGAUGUCUGGGAUUGUGCACAGGCUGAACUUGACCUCGUGCCACAUCAUUAAAAUACACACAGAAGGUACUCACAUCUUAACAGAAGAUGUAAAAACAGAAAUUCUGAUACAACCAUGAAGCCUUUUAUACUUUGGGCAUGCACACAGGAGAAUGUUGCACAUAAGCAGACUGAAAAUAACCUUCAAAAGUGCAGCUUUUUUUUUUUUUUUUUUUUUUUUUUACCAGAAUGAAGGAGCCAGUGUUGUCUCUCAGAUAAUUUAGGGUUAAAUUCUCAUGGACACUUGACUUACCCUUGCAAAACUCUCACUCAUAUACCCUGGCAAGCCCCCCCCAAAUGUAAAGUAAAUGUUAUAAAUAGUGCUGUGUUGUGUUCACUGGCCAUCCUCCGCUGAAAACCCAAAGUGAACGCCUGCACUUCCCACCUUUGCUCUGUCACUCACCUUUUUUACUCCUCCUUUCAGCACUGAACAUAGUUUAAUUUAGGUCUUGCCGCUCACUUUACAGUUAUCUGCACUCUUUCUCUCGGAGGCUUCAUACUGGAUUUUUCUACUAGAUUCUUUCUACGGCAAAAAGACCAGAAGAAAAUCCAUCCAAAUUCCGGGACUGAAUUAUUUCUUAAGAGCUGAUCAGCAUGUUUUGUAUGAGAAAGUUGCUGCUGGGGGCCUGUUUUCUGCUCAUGGGCCAGGCAGUACAGGGAGUCCCAAGUCAAUGCCCCAACUUGUGUCACUGCCACGGUGACCUGCAGCACGUCAUCUGUGACAGUGUGGGACUGAAGAAGAUCCCUCGAGUGUCAGAGGCCACCCGUCUGCUGAACCUUCAAAGGAACAACUUGGGCACCAUACCCACAGGAUCCUUCAGUGAAAGUAAGGGGCUCAUCUCUCUGCACAUGCAGCACUGUCAGCUCCGGGAGAUCGGAUCCCAGGCCUUCAAGGGGCUGAAGAAGCUUGUCUACCUCUACCUGUCCAACAAUGAAAUCAGCAGCAUCAAACCCGGUGCCUUCGAAGACCUGACAGAGCUUACCUACCUCUACCUAGAUGGGAACCAGAUCAGCGAACUAGCCAAGGGCAUCUUCUCCCCCAUGAUCAAUCUCUUUAUCUUACAGCUCAAUGACAACAGGCUUAGAGAGCUGCGGCCUGGAACUUUUACAGGUGCUAAAGACUUGCGUUGGCUGCACAUGAGUGGGAACGAGUUAACCACCUUGCAUCCAGGCUCCCUAGAUGAGGUUGAGAAUCUCGCUAUAUUUCACCUGGACAGGAACAAGAUGACCACAUAUCCCAGUGCUGCAAUGAGCAAACUUCGGGUGGUAGAGGAACUCACAUUGGGCAGGAACCCCAUGAGAACCAUCCCAGAAAAUGCCUUCCAGAGUUUUGGGCGCUACAUGGAGAAACUACAUCUGGACAACAUGGGUCUAGAGAAGUUCUCUGAUGGUGCAUUCACUGGCGUGACAGCAGUCAAGGUACUCAGUCUGGACAAUAAUAAGCUAAAGACUCUUCCCAAAAGUCUGGCAUUUGGCACAAUCACCAAUCUCACCCUCUCCAACAACCCUUGGAGCUGCACCUGUCAGCUUGCCCCUUGCGGAGGUGGAUGGAUGCAAGUCACAGUCGUCCAGAUGCAGUGUGUGCUUCUCCACCACAGCAGAAAGGCAAACAAGUCGGGGACAGCCCCGCCUUCAGCGGAUGCAGAGUCAAGCAAAAGCGAGCCAGAAAAGGCAAAGGAAAAGGAGCUUCCUUAUGAGGCUGGAGACGCUGGGGAGAAGCCCGUCCAGGUGACCGGCUACACAUGCAGAGAAAGCUAUGCUCAAAUUAUUCUACUUCAAAAUCGUCCAAGUGUGCACCUUCCAAAAGUUGUCACUUAUAGGUACACACUGUUACUUUUCCUUGCUCUACAACAGGAUCAAGGACUUUUUUCAUUCAUUAAAAUCAAAGCUGAAAGUUACAGUGAACAACAAACCAAAGGAUGUGUAAAUGAGGUGCUUGACCAGAGAACGUUCGCCUUCUUCUGAUCCACUAAAUAGCUGAGAACAAAACAAAGCACAAAUACAAAAAUCCUGUCUUUAGAAUAGUUUUUGUUGUUGUUGUUGGGGAGGGAGUCAAUCACACUCCUUUUCUAUAUUUUAGCUUUAUGUCAAUCAAUCCACUUCCUGCGGCUGCUCCUGUUAGAGGUUGUCACAACAGAUCAACUGUUUCCAUCUCACCCUGUCCUCUGUAUCUUCCUCUGUCACACCAACCACCUGCAUGUCCUCCCUCAGCACAUCCAUAAACCUCUUCUCCUCCUGCCUGGUGGUUCUAUCCUCAGCAUCCUUCUCCCUAUAUACCCUAGGUCCCUCCACUGUACAUGUCGAAAGCAUCUCAAAUCUCCUCCUCUCUGGCUUUGUCUCUAAAUUAUCCUACCUGUGCUGUCACUCUGAUAUGUUCUUUCCUAAUCCUGUUCAUCCUUGUCACUCCCAAAGAAAAUUUUGGCAUGAAACCAUGUUGCUGUUCACAAAUCAUCAUCUGUUUUCUAACACUAUCUUCUAUUACUCUUUUCCGUAACUUCAUGCUGUGGCUGAUCAACUUUAUGCCUCUGUAGUUACUGCAGCUCUGCACAUCACCCUUGUUCUUAAAA